AUGUACUCCAAGGCCUUCCUUACCGCCCUCUUCGGCGCCUCUGUCGUCUCUGCCCACGGCUUCGUCGAGAAGAUCACCGCUGGUGGCAAGUCCGUCGACGGUCUCAACCCUUCCAGCUACCCCUACGCGAGCACCAAGCCCACCACCCCUGGAUGGGCCGCCACCAACACUGACCUCGGCUUCGUCGCCCCUGACGCCACUGGCGACGCCGACAUCAUCUGCCACCGCGGUGCUACCCCCGGUACCUCCUCCAUCUCUGUUGCCGCCGGUUCUACCGUCACCCUCAAGUGGAACACCUGGCCCGACUCCCACAAGGGUCCCAUCAUGGACUACCUCGCCAAGUGCUCCGGCGACUGCACCUCCGCCACCAAGGCCGACCUGAAGUUCUUCAAGAUCGCCGAGAAGGGUCUGUCCGGCUCCACCUGGGCCGCUGACGAGCUCCUCUCCAACAACCUCGAGUGGACCGUCAACAUCCCCAGCGACAUCGCCGCUGGCAACUACGUCCUCCGCCACGAGAUCCUGGCUCUUCACUCUGCCGGCUCUGAGAACGGCGCCCAGUUCUACCCCCAGUGCAUCAACCUCGAGGUCACUGGUGGUGGCUCUGCCAACCCCACUGGUGUUGCUGGCACCAGCCUGUACACCGCCAAGGACGACGGUGUCAUCUUCGACAUCUACAACAACCCCACCAGCUACCCCAUCCCGGGUCCCGCUGUCUACUCCUCCAAGAAGCGCAGCCACCCCCGCGACCUCUUCAUCGUCGACUAA
Messenger RNA from Colletotrichum siamense, 765 nucleotides. It is a transcript of the gene Cel61a-2, whose product is annotated as Polysaccharide monooxygenase Cel61a. The transcript is spliced from 3 exons. Bases 1 to 765 code for a protein of 254 amino acids. NCBI's taxonomy places the organism in Eukaryota, Fungi, Ascomycota, Sordariomycetes, Glomerellales, Glomerellaceae. The record is from RefSeq and is a predicted model, not a curated record.